CACUUUCGAUUCCACUUUGCAGCCGUUUGUGUCACUGCCGUCGCACGGGGGACUCUGCUGGAAGGAGGCCAGUGGCCCCUGGAGCCACCCUAUCCUACAGGCCCUCCUCCCCAAAGAGGCACUGCAGAAGUCUCACUCUCUUGCAGCUGAGAUGAGCCGGGGAUCUCUGACCUAAACCAGUGAGGAAUCCCUCUGAACAAUGGGCGAGACAUUCUCCCAGCUGGGCUCUCAGAAGGAUGAGAACAAGUCCAUCUUGCCCCCUGACCCAACCAUCGGCAGGAAGUCGGCCAGCUACUCCAGCACCAACAGCAGCAAGGUUUUUUGUUCCUGUGUGCCUUGUGAAAGGGCCACUGGUGCCAGCUUUGUUAUUUGUCCCACAUGCCAGGGCAGUGGGGAGAUCCCUCGAGAGCUAGAGAAGCAGCUGGUGGCCCUCAUCCCCUAUGGGGACCAGAGGCUGAAGCCCAGGCACACGAAGCUCUCCGUGUUCCUGGCAGUAUUCAUCUGCCUGGUGACCUCCUCCCUCAUCGCCUUUUUCCUGUUUCCCCGGACUAUCGCCAUGCAGCCUGCAGGCCUCAACUCCUCCACCGUGGCCUUUGAGGAGACUGAUAUCUGUCUCAACAUAACAAAUAUCUUGAACAUCUCCAAUAACAACUACUACCCCAUCACUGUGACUCAGCUGACUGUUGAGGUUCUGCACCUGUCCCUCGUGGUGGGGCAGGUCUCCGACAGCCUCCUCCUCCACAUCGGCCCUUUGGCCAGUGAACAGGUAUUUUAUGCAGUAGCCAACAGGAUACAGGAAGAAAACACAUACAAAAUCUGCACUUGGUUGAAAAUCAAAGUCCACCAUGUGCUUUUGCACAUCCAGGGCACCCUGACCUAUUCCUACCUGAGCCAUUCGGAGCAGCUGGUCUUCCAGAAUUAUGAAUACGUGGACUGCCGGGGAAACACGUCUGUGCCUCACUUGCUGGUCCCUCACCCACCGUGACCUGUCUGCUGUCCUCAAGCUCCAGGCACCUGCCGGCCUGGUCUGUAUCUCCCACAGCUCCAUGGCUGCAGUAGGAUUAUAGUGACCUUGCCAGAGGAAAAGCCCUGUUUUAUCACCCCCUCCCCCAUACACGCUCAGCACAGGGAGCUUUCUAUGGAAGUUAACGUCAUACACACACACACACACACACACACACACACAAACACACACACCCUCUGAUUUCUAUAGGAACAGAAACCUGGUUCUUCUAGAGGCCAGCACCAGAUAUUGCCCUUGAUCUGUCAUAAGGAAAGUCUGACCUGAUGUUUCCUCAGAGCUGCCUUAGAGGCAUGGAGUGGCACUCACCCUUUCUGUGCUGAGCACCUUGGUUGCCCAGCUCCUCUGGGGCUGGCCUUCCUCCUGCCUGAAUGUGAAGAAAGCUUUCUUUUUCUGGCUUUUACUACAUGGGUGCUCCACUCAGUGAUGGGAAGAUGACUUGGGGGACAGCCAUGCUGUCCCCAGGGCCUGUUAGGGAACCAUAGAUACGUUCCUAUGCUGCCCUGCUUUGGUCACGUGACAAGGUGAUGGUGAUGGCCCACGUCUUUCCUGGCAGCUUGUCUCCCACCCAUCUGACAGCAAGAUGGGUCAACACUCUUCGGCUCUGCAUCCUUCCUGGGUUCCUAGAAAGACAAGAGCUGUUCUCCAGCUAAAGCUUCUCCUCUCCAUAAAACAAUUGUAUUCAUUUUUUCACAGCAGGAACCAAAGUAGGAGGGGAGGGAGGCACCUGGCACCCCCUGGGCCUACACAGGAAAAACAGAGGCAAAGCCAGAGUCAUUUUCAAAGGUAUUUAUUGAAGGAGGCCAUAACCCUGAGCCCCUGUGAGUGAGCAAAGGCAGGUCAAACCGUGGGCCCAGAUGUUCUGCCCCUGAAAGCCUCCAGAGGUGAAGCAAAACUGCUUGGCUUCGCUGCACCCCCAGCUCAGUCCCAGGCCACCCAGGCUCCCCCAGGUCUCUGCUCUCCUUCAGGCCUGGACAGUAUGGAGCUGCAUAUCAGUAGGGACUGUCUGGACCCUCUCCUCUUUGCUGUCCCUCAGGUGAAGCUAAGCCUCAGGUAGCCCCCAGGUUCCCACCAGGCUCCUACUCUUUAGCUGAGCAGGAAUGCUGUUUGCUCACUCAAGGUAGCUGUGGUUUCUGUCACUCAGACAGGCCGAGAGAUGAGCUUAGGUGGCAGGGAAAGCUGACUUUGAAGUAGGAAGGAGGGGAAGUGGUAACAGAACCUGGUGAUUAGCCAGCCAGGGGAAUGAGGGGAAGGAAGCAGCUGGUACUGUCCGUCUGCUUUCAUAAGUGGGGCAAGAGCAACAGGAGUCCAUGAAGACCAGGCUGGAGCCUCUGCCAUUUCACCACAUGGAAAGAAUUCAUAUUGUAUUCAAUAAACUACACUUGAUGAUAUUUAAAAA
This is a messenger RNA of Sus scrofa (pig), 2420 nucleotides long. It is a transcript of the gene TMEM106A, whose product is annotated as transmembrane protein 106A. Lineage: Eukaryota; Metazoa; Chordata; Mammalia; Artiodactyla; Suidae. The record is from RefSeq and is marked validated.